AUGUCUACACCCAAUCAAGCGGAGUCGUCAACUUCUGGCGAUGGAGACUCUCCUGCUCCCGCUCACGCUGUCCCACCACCUCUGUCAAGGAACAAAUAUGUCAUGGCCUCUGAGGCAUUGUACAAAUUGUUCAUUGAGAGUGGACUCACUAGGGAUGAAUGCAGGACCCUCUGGAACUCGAUGAAUGACCUUAUCGUUGGUGAGAGGCACAUACUGUACUUCUCUCAAACUGCCACCCCCGAGGAUCGUGCUAUCUGUCGCAUAAAAAUUCUGAAUCAGAUUUUGGUAACAAUCAGGACCUGGGCUAGCUCUACUUGCCGUUGGAGCGAUGACCUGUCUGCGGAUGACCCUGCUAAAAUCUUUGCUAUCGAGAAGAAGGUCCACAGUCUUCUGGGGCAAGCAAUCACCUGCUUCGAGCUUACCGUGGAUGGCUACAUUCGCACUGGCAGACACUACCUCUGGCUCAUUCAGGAUCCGGUGACUGAUCCACCCAAGGAAUGGCAAAACUUUCUUGAAGUCCAGGGUACUCGGAUUGAGUAUCGUUAA
This is a messenger RNA of Morchella sextelata, 546 nucleotides long. RefSeq lists its product as uncharacterized. The record is from RefSeq and is a predicted model, not a curated record. The transcript has 3 exons. Lineage: Eukaryota; Fungi; Ascomycota; Pezizomycetes; Pezizales; Morchellaceae. The coding region runs from base 1 to 546 and encodes 181 amino acids.